Molecule: messenger RNA, 2092 nt
Organism: Mytilus californianus (California mussel)
Lineage: Eukaryota; Metazoa; Mollusca; Bivalvia; Mytilida; Mytilidae
Exons: 3
Coding region: 183-1241 (352 amino acids)
Source: RefSeq, a predicted model, not a curated record
CCAAUCUAGACCCUCAAGUAUCGAGGAAGUAGAAUCGGAAAUAAACUACAUAAGUACUUCAGAGCAGUAAAAGUUCUAUUUAACAAUAACAGUAUAUAGUACUGUAUAAAUAUAUGGACCUAACAUUUCUUAGAAAGGAAGAAUUUCUGAAUAUUUUAGAUUUAAGUGCCGUUUAAUCCAAGAUGAAGAACAGCGAAUGUUUUGGUGUGUGUUGCCUUUUAACGAUAACUUUGAUGAUUGGAUGGCAAGCAGGAAGACAUUUUGAUCAAAUGCCGGUAGCCAUUUUUAAUGCCAAUCAAACUAAGACUAAAAAUGUACUUUUCCCUUUUACACAGACAAUAAAUAAAAUUACACCAAGAACGUUUUCACAAGUUUCCCAUUCAAAGUAUAAUUUUAAAACAGGAGUUCACGUAUUUCGUCAUGACCUAACAAAAUGGAAUGCAGACGAUAGUAUUUGUGAUAAUCUCCCGCCAAAUUUAAAGAAAGCAACUCUUCAUACAUCUCAUGGCGACACUCCUAUUUACGUCCAUAAUCCAAAUGAAGAUAUUCACGUGAGCGGAAGCUUAGUCCGGUCAAGAACAUGGGAGCCACAUUUACUUAAUUUGAUGGCUGGUCAUUUGCGUAAAGAUGCAGAAUUACAAUUUAUGGAUCUUGGAGCCAAUCUUGGUGUAUUUUCCCUCGCCAUGGCUAAGUUUGGAAGACAGGUAAUCGCUGUGGAACCCCUUUCAAUAAAUUUGCAUCGAUUCUGUGCUUCAAUAAAGUCGGGACAAUUCACGGAAAAAAUUACUAUUGUUUAUAAUGCACUUUCGGACAAACGAGAAAAUGUGUCUCUCGGUAUCGAUAGACGUAAUGUCGGUGGAACAUUUAUUGUGAAUAAUAAAAAUAUGAAUAAAGUAAAAGGGUCAUCCGUUGGCGGACAAUAUAAAGACAUUGUCAUGACAGCAAAGUUAGACGACAUUUUGAAAUUACCUGGAUUUGAUUUCAAAAAGGUCAUAAUAAAAAUGGACGUGGAAGGGUACGAAAAUUUCGUUUUGAAUGGGGGUCUAAAUUUUUUCGACCAAGUGGACGUCCAAGCUGUAUUAAUGGAAUGGAUGUGGCAGCGAAGUGGGACUGCUGCUAAGGAAAUCCUGGCAUUUUAUGCUCAACGUGGAUAUAAACCGUACACCCCUGGGUCAAACACUCCAUUAAAAACGUCACUUUCUCAUGCUUGGCCAGUGGAUGUCAUUUGGAAGAAAUCUUGAAGAUAAAACACGUGUACAACUGGCUGAACAGUGCUGGACGACAACGUAGGUUCUGAUAUCAUUAAAGUACAACUGGCAAAACAGUCCUGAUGUAGGUUAUGCUGUCAAAGACGUACCGAGCCUAAUAGGCCGUUUCAGAAUCUAAUGCAUUCUGGGUAAUAUUUUCAUAAGCGUACAUCAAAACGUUUUGAUUGGCCUACGACGCCCUAAACAAUGGGAAUUCAACCAAUGACGACGUAAUUUUCAUUUUAGGGUACGAACAAUCAUUACCCACUAUCCUAUAGAUUCUAAAACGGCUAAUUGUUCUUCAAUAUGUCUUUUAAUUGUGAAAUCCAUGGAAGUGUAUCGUUUCUAGUGAGGAUUUAUUCAAUAAAAGAGUGUCCACACUUCGCUUGAUAUGGUCUGACAACAUUCCAUUAUGUUUUCUGUUCCCGUAAUAAUUUUAUCUGCCAAUAAAAUUUUAACCCUUCAUUAUUUUGAUGGAGUGUAUCGUUAAGACGAACUAGAGGAUCCAGAACGGUUCUAAAACGGAAAGUAGAACGGAGCGUUGUCCGAUCAUUGUAAGCAAAGCGUGAGCAAAGAGUGGGAUUAAUCAACCUCGGCUUUUUACAGUGAAAUGGUCCAUGAGUCAUUUUUGAGAUAUAAAAACAUAUAUUAUACGAUCGAUGACUUUCUUGUGACUAAAAGAGAUAAUAAGCAGAUUGUACCAAUUAUAUCAGUUUUAUGUGUUAAAUUGACGGACAUUUUAGAUCAAAUAUUGCGAACAAUUUAACGGUUAAUUAACUGAAAGUUAACCAAGCAGAUGGAAAAGGUUUUGUUGUUUGCAUUUGAAUAAAAGGAAAUGUAAGUUA